AAAAACAAAGAAUACGUCAUUGAUCUUCCUCAAUCGCCAUCGAUCCCGUCAUACUUCACUGAUUUUACGUGAAACGUUUGAAUCGGACACCUAUGUCGUUCACUUGCAUAUGAAGCGCUCCGUACCUUUUAUGAUUAGGAUUCACCAGGCGGUAUGUGAUUGCAGAUUUUAUUUCGGGAUUAUUAUUGUGAACGAGGAAUAACAUUAUACAUCACCCAAAGGACGAUUUUAGUUUUCUUCUUAACCUGAGGAAGGGACGUGGUAUGGGGACAUUGACAGCGUUCUACUUGAUAUUAGUCUGUGGACUAACGUCGUUGCCAUGGAUACCAAUUGUGAAUGGAUACAGUUCUGGCGCUGCCGAUCAGGCCUGCCCUAACCUACAGCCAUGGCACUCAGGAACACGACCCAGCACCCUACCGUCACCCUUCGUUAUCACCGUCUCCAAAACUACGUACGCUCCCAGGGACCAGAUCACAGUGACCAUUCAAGCGUGUCCUGGAUAUACCUUCAAGGGUUUCCUCAUACAACCCCGGUUGGUCCAGUAUUAUGAACAGGAUGUCAAAGUUGGAGUCUUUGGAAAUUAUCUCAACUCUCGUUUCAAGUACGCAUGCCCAGAUACAAGAUUGGGAACUAGAGGUCAGGCGUUGACCCACACCGAGGCCUCAGACAAAACAAAUAUGAGAUUUGUGUGGCAGGCUCCACAGGUACCACAAGGACACGUGUUAUUCAGGGCGACAAUUGUGCAGCAAUUCAGUACAUACUGGAUGGGAGUGAGCUCUCCAGUGGUUUAUGAUCAGUUCAGUAACGUCCGUUUGUCCCGACAACAGAUAAUGUCUCUGACGACCCCAUUGUCAACUGCAUGUAACCAGGCUGCCAACUCCACCACAUCUUCUCCAAUGACCACCACUACAAUAACCACCACCACCACCACUACUACAACUCCGAAACCAACGACCACCACAACCACUCCAACAACUACUACAACUACGACACCGACGACCACCACAACCACCACACCUACUACUACCACUACUACUCCAACAACCACCACUACAACAACGCCCACCACCACCACAACAACUAUAACAACAACAACACCGACUACAACUACCACAACACCUACAACAACUACAACGACACCGACUACCACAACACCUACAACCACCACUACCGAGCCAAUCACAACCAGGCCCUCUACUACACCAAACAUUCCGGAUCCAGGGACUGUGACAAUAAGUCCGGACAUGCGCUGUAAUGUAACCAGGGGCUGUCAUCACGACUGUAGGGGGCGCUACUGUACUUUCAUCAUUGGCUGGGUAGACAAAGGCGAUUCCAUCGAUUUCGAAAUAAAAGCUGCUGUCAAAGAAAGGGGUGAUAGAUGGAUAGCCGUAGGCUUCUCAUUCGACCGCAGUAUGGGGUCCGACAGUGUGACGGAAUGUGUGACGACUUCCGGUUACGUCAACGUCUUCCAGUCUUUUAAUAAAGACACUCGUAUCAACUCAAGGCUUAGGAAUCCUAAACUCGGUUUAAGCAACGAGGGAGGUUCAUUUAUGGACGGUGUAUUUACGUGUCGUUUCACAAGACAGAAGGUCGUGACCUCUGACACCUCAGUUUAUGACCUCAACAAAGACUGGCACAUCCUCUUUGCUCAAGGAACAGCAAUGGCGGAUGCCUUCAGCGGUCGAGGAAUGAAGCUGCCUCACAUCUACAACCCGGCACCAUAUGCCUCUGUAGACCGAGUGGACUUCCAGCAAUACCUUUUGUGGGUGACAACUACGACAACAACGACAACAACUACUACACCUCUUCCAACCACUACAACUACCACGAUGGCAACUACUACCAGACCUCCUACCACAAUUAAGCCCAGCACUACCACGAUUGCCUUGCCCACCACAAGGGUUCCUGAUCCCUUAACUUCUCUACCACCCGUUAUCAUUACUACAGAUCAACGAACGGAGGCCCCCACGACACCUGCCGUCACAGAGGAACAGUACGGCGACUUGACAAACGAUCUGGCGUGUGGUAUUAAUAAGGGCUGUUAUGAAAAAUGUACAGGAGAUGUCUGUCGUUUUAUCGUAUCCUGGAGGGAUAGAGAUGAUGCUAUUGACUUUGAACUGAGAUCGAGAGUUGACGCAACGUCCGAUAGAUGGAUGGCAGUCGGCUUCUCAAACGACGGCAAUAUGGGUACGGACAGUGUGGUUGAAUGUCUUAUGGAGAAUGGCAUCUUGGAAGUCCAGCACUCCUAUAAUCACGAUGACAAGACGAAUCACGUUUUAGCCGAGCCUGGGGUUGGAAUCAGUAAUAUUGGAGGUCGUCUCGAAAAUGGCUUAUUUACAUGUCGCUUCACGAGGGAAAAGGUUGUACCUGGUCAUUCGACAAUAUUUGACCUCAACAUGGACUACCAUAUCAUGUUUGCCCAGGGACGAGUAGAAAAUGGUGAGAAGAGUCGUCACAGCCUAGUGACCAUCCCGUCCGUGUCCGGAGAGCGAGUGGAUUUACAGCAACAUAUUCUUGUUACCAGCGAAGCCACGUAUUUCCUUGUCAAAGUCCACGGCUGUUUGAUGAUUUUCGCAUGGAUCUUCUGUGCUAGUAUCGGUAUCAUCACUGUCCGGUUCUACAAGAAGAUAUGGCCAGACAAAACUAUCUGUAGAGAACGUAUAUGGUAUCAGGUUCACCGUUUUUGUAUGAUCCUGGUUGUUUUGUGCGUUUUGGUUGCCGUUGUACUUAUAUUCUCGGACAUAAAAGGCUUCAGCAAGAUUGAUGGGAAGACAUUCCACAAAGCUCAUCCCGUAAUAGGAAUCAUUGUUACGCUGUUUACAAUAGCAAAUCCAAUAGUAGCGGUAUGCAGACCGUUACCCGGAACAGUGAAAAGGAAGAUAUUCAAUUGGAUCCACUGGGGACUCGGAUCUUCUGCGCACAUACUCGCAAUAAUCAAUAUUUUUGCCGGAGUGGAGUUGAGUAAGGCUGGCGCCCCUUCUUAUAUGAAGUAUGCAUUGCUAGGCUACGUAGCCUAUCUAGUGCUAAUAUACGUGUUGUUGGAAUUUCACCAGUGCAUCGCUAAUAAAUCAGAGCAUAAAAGAAACCAGACAUAUCUAUAUGAAAUGCAUAGAAAGCCUUAUAACAACAACAGAUCAACGAAUGUAGCCAUAGAUCUGGAACCUCCGUACAGUCGGAUGAAGAAGGCCAUCAUGGGAUCGCAUAUCUUAAUCACCUUUGCCGUCACGCUUAUUUUUGUCAUCAUCGUCAUCAUCAGCUGAAUAAAGACAUUCCACGUUCGAAGAUGGAAUUCUUUGUAGACGUCAUGGAGAGCGAUUCAUACUUGAUGGUCAGUGGUCAGUAAUUGACAUCGAGGAGAGUGGACAUUUCCUACAACAGAUAUGACCUCUGUCGUGAUUCUUAGAUGAAUGUGACAUGAUUUCUGUACCGCACGGAAGCAGAAACGCAACUCUCCGAUGAUCCAAAGUGCUAAUAUUUAUAGUAACAGUUUGACAGUGAUGUUAAAAAACAGUAAUGCUUUCUUAGCUAUGUUUCCAUGGCUAGAAAUAUUGGCAUUAGAAUGACCAGAAUGGCUAAUGUUAAAUUACGUAUUGCAAGUAAUAUGUGCAACCAAAUAUUAAAUGUAUGAAGUGAUUCCUGAUGGCACACCCAGAUGUUUACUGUCCCGCGUAAACAUGUAUGACAAAGUAAAGUUGGUGGCGUGCACCAAUUAAACUUCAUCGCUUACAAAACAGUUGUUGAAAAGAUAUCUGUAACUUACACAAGUGCGCGAUUUGAAUCGUCUUUAACACAUUAGAUACUAAUCAGCGCAUGUUGUUAUGAAGAGUUGUUGGUAAUGCCGUCGUGUGUCAUGUUAAUGAGAGUAUUAAUGUAUGUUAUUAUGUAAUACUAUUGGAUGUAAGCGAUACACUAUUACAUUGUAUAGAAAUGGACAUAUAAAUGUCCGUAUAACUAGAUAAAACAACACAUAUUUUAUGUUCCUUUGUGAUAUUUGUACCUUAAUACAAGUGAAGUUGUGUUUAUAACGUUUAUGAAUAAUGAUCUGCUUGCUUGCUAAAACUAACAGAUUUGGUCAUCCAAUAAUGUUGUGUCUGAUGUGAUGAAGAUUCAAAUUGCGCAACGAAAAAAAUGGGAUUUUUUAUGCACCUUUGCUACGCAGGGAAGGUUCCAUUCACAAUUGAGUGGAGCUUUGCUGUUAUGCAUGAAUUCAUUUGAAUAUGGCGCCAAAUAUUGCGUGCAUGCUAUUGAACAUGCACUUUCUUAAUGCAGUGCAGUGUCUUCAUGCAUUAAAUCGAAUUUUAUUCAAAUGUGUAUGUCAAUAAGAUGGUAUUUGAUAGAAUUAUCGUAUUGAAUGACAAAUACGAUACUUUUUUACUCCGAUAUAAUGUACGCUUGGGGCUGAUUUCGCCAAAUUCGCGACCAUUGAAUGUGUAUAAGUAUGAUUAGGGGAUAUCAGUAGUAAUGCAAAACAAUAUGAAGAUAUCUUUUGAUAUCGACUAAGCAGAAUUCAGCUAAUUAUUCACUGCAUAAAAUCAAUAACAUCGGUACUAUGGUAUACAGUUUACUGUGGUAAUAGGACAUAUCAAUAGAUACUAGAAUAAAAGUAAGAGAUGAGAUGAGUAGCCACUUUCAAAUAACAAUGAUAUUUGUCGUACGUCACAGAUAAGCCCAAAAUGUCGCACUUCUUCGAUGUUGCAGUUUCUUUUAUAUUUUGUCCUGACAAAUGGAAUAAAUGAUAAUCAGAUGGUUCGUGGGAGCAAGAAAUAGCGAUGAAUUCUACCACAUGAGCGAAAAUCAAGAAAUGUCAAAUAUCGUUUUUGUUACAUGUUUAUGUCAAUAUUUAUUAAUAUACCUGAAUUACACUAUAAGCUAGCGUCACUUCUGGAAUUUAUAGUAAAAAAUAAAUAGGUCACAUAAUCUACAAGUAUUUAAGAUGCAUUGUUAUUAAAUUAUUAAUUAUAAAAUAUUCGUAUGUGUAUGAAAGUUAAAGUCUUCAUAUGAAUCAAAUGUGAAUUUGUGUAUUAUUUGAACCGGUUGUGAAUGAGCGGGUUGAAUGGAAGGAAAGAAAUUUUGUUCGAAUCGGGAUUGAACGAUUGGCUAAGUGGAUCACAAUGUCAUGUAUUAUUACUUAUUGAAAAUUGCCUUGUACAUUAAAACAGCGAAUAUCAAUAUCGAUGUUAAUUUCAA
Molecule: messenger RNA, 5187 nt
Organism: Pecten maximus
Lineage: Eukaryota; Metazoa; Mollusca; Bivalvia; Pectinida; Pectinidae
Product: ferric-chelate reductase 1-like
Exons: 21
Coding region: 264-3260 (998 amino acids)
Molecular function (GO): oxidoreductase activity, acting on metal ions
Source: RefSeq, a predicted model, not a curated record